This is a messenger RNA of Penaeus monodon (black tiger shrimp), 1531 nucleotides long. RefSeq names its product protein OSCP1-like (gene OSCP1). Lineage: Eukaryota; Metazoa; Arthropoda; Malacostraca; Decapoda; Penaeidae. The record is from RefSeq and is a predicted model, not a curated record. Gene Ontology annotation, cellular component: plasma membrane; cytoplasm. The coding region runs from base 157 to 1392 and encodes 411 amino acids. The transcript has 10 exons. Gene Ontology annotation, biological process: transport.
GCGACGGAAAGCAGUUGAAUUCUGGACUUGAUAGAGAUUGCUCGAGCUUGUCAUGCUGUGAUCGAGUGAAGUUAAAGGUCACCAGAGAUCUUCAGGUCAACCUCAAGUAGUCAAGUGCAAGGUCAGGAGGUCAGAGGUCAAAGGUCAGCCGGCAAGAUGACCCUGCGCGCCCUGCCCUUCCAGUUCCUUAACCUCGGCGGUGAAAUGAUGUACAUCAUCGACCACAGACUCAGGGCGCAGAACAUCCCUACAGACAGGGCCAAUAAGGGCAGCGUUUAUCAUCAAGCGACGGAGUAUAGCAGACCAGUCCUCGGAAAUAUGCUAGAAAUAUCCUUGCAUACGUCGUGGCUGCCCCCCUUCGUGGAGGAACUGUUCAAGCCUCAGGAGCUGUACACGCGCGCCGCCCUGCGUGAGGUUUUCGAUCGCCUCGCGCACGCGUCGAUCAUGCGGCUCAACACUCCGAGUAUGGAUAAGGUGGCUCACGACCUGAUGGUGAUGGCGAUGAAGCACCAGGUCCUCCUCGCCCCGCACCCGCGCGACCUGCUCCUCCUCACCCUCAACCACCUGGACGCCCUUAGGGGCUUCGCCACCUCCACGCCCGUCCUCGCCCAGGUGGAAGGGACGGCCCUCCUCUUCACGCAGACCUACGGCAAGAUGAACAUGGGGGAGCUUGCGAGCAUCCGCCACGCCCUCCUGGGUUUCGUGCAGGACCUUCGUAUCCGCGUGUCGCUCUUCCUGAAGGAGAACCAGCAGAAUCCUUCGGGAGCCUUCGUCAUCGACACCGACGGGGCUGUGCCGUAUGGCACGGAGGUCCCCGGCAGCGUCCGCAUCUUCGACAGCAAGGAGGAGGUGACGAGCCUGAAGAGGUUCGUGACGGGGGGACACCACGCCCCCUCGCUGCCCGUCGGGUCGCUGGCCCUCGCCGGGGAUCGGGUCACGACGCUUGGCACUAAUAUGUACUCCGGGCGGAUCGAGGGAAGCGCUGCCCCGGCAAUGGAGCGCAGCGCCUUCGACCAUGGGACAGCCUACCCCCAGCAGGCGCUUCCUGCACGGACAUCCACUCCUACGUUGCCCAGCGACCUCGACCAGAACAACCCCCCUCUGAGCGGCCGCGCGCGCAACGAACUGAACCUCCUCGCGCAGCUGAUCGGCGGGUCAGCGGCGGCGACCAACAAGGAGUUCAAGUUGAACCUUUUCCCGGCGGAUGAGGACCAGAGAAACGACAACGACCUGGAUGACCUGCUUCUGGCGCGCGACGUGAUCACCAUCGAGGCAGGCUGCCGCGGCGACCGACCCGAGCUGGGCAAGAUCCUGGGCGAGCUGACCUUGAACGAGGCCGACGCCAUCGAGGACAAAGGUCAGGACCUUUUGGACCUUAUGGACAGCUGCUGAGAGGGUGACAGUGGCGCGCGACAGCCUUCUUCUGCCUGAGGGACGAUGGCAGUUCAUUUCCUAUUCGCUUCUUGGAAGCCAUUCCCGGGAAUGAUUUCCGAUCGGAAACACAGCACCACAGGUGCAGUAGAGACGCGUU